Molecule: messenger RNA, 10120 nt
Organism: Maylandia zebra (zebra mbuna)
Lineage: Eukaryota; Metazoa; Chordata; Actinopteri; Cichliformes; Cichlidae
Gene: helz2b
Product: helicase with zinc finger 2b
Molecular function (GO): RNA nuclease activity; RNA binding; ATP hydrolysis activity
Source: RefSeq, a predicted model, not a curated record
AAACGUGAAUGUGGAUUUUUUUUUUUUUUUAAUGGCCGGUAUUCGGCAUUUUCUCAUGGUUAUCAAAUUGUUUAUAAAACAUUGGACAGUGCGAAACCGACUGUUAAUGUCACACUUCAGUAACUCUAGUUUCUUUAUAAGUUUUAUUAUAAUAAGUGUUUUUUUUUCUUGUUCCUCUGGAACCAUUAUAAUAGUAAUAAUGUAAAUUAUGCUCUGUGUGAUGACACGACCAAUGUAUAUCAUAACAUCAUACGCUUUUCAGGUGAAGUCUUGUUUUUUUUAUUUUUUUAAAGAAGUCAAUAAUCAGUUUUCAGCUAGCAGAAAAACAGAAAUGGGAGGGAGGCUGAAGCCCCUGCAUCAUCAGACUAACCGUGCAGGAACAUCAUAAAGAAUACAGGAAGCUACUGUUAAAAGGAGCAGCAUUAUUGCUGCUGACGCAAAAGAAGAGAAAUGAAACUUAAGUAAGACUCCAGCUGAGUCCACGCGAUGCUGUCCAAGGACAUCAGUCAGUGAAAAUAUUAAUGACACAUUCAGGCCAAGCAAGAGAUUCAUCACCCACAAGACAUUUCAAGGGUCAUUAUACAUUUUUGUAUUCAGUGCCUGGUUUAAAGAUUAUGAUUGUAUCAAAAUGUCAGCAAGUGCUUCCAGACUGUCUCCUCUUUUAUUGGUCUAUGACCUCAAACUUGUUUGCACUCAGUGCUGUGUCAAGGAACAAGAAAUUACAUAUAGAUUGAAAUCAGUUCAACACAAGUGCGGACACAAUGUCCUGCUCUGCAAAGCCAAAGGUGGCAUUAAAUGGAGGCCCGUUUCUAGACGGCCAAUAUUUCCAAACCCAAAUAAGUAUAUGGCCUGUUGGUACUAUGUAGAGGGGCGUGGUUGCACCCAGCACAAGAACCGGUGCACCUUUGCCAGAAGUGAUGAGGAAGCUGCAGUGUGGACAUUUGAAAAGCACCAGGGAUUGGAUCACGCACUUCUCUGUAAUCUCAUUGCUGAGUCUGAGAGAGGAACUUGUCAGGCUAACAUUGAUGAACCUCUGGGUGACCUCUUGGCAGAUGUAGAUUUAAAAGCUGUGUGUAAUUUGUGCUCUGUCAAGGUAAAUGAAAUAACAUACAACGUUCAGUCAGUUGUGCACAAGUGUAGAAGAUCUCUGCUACUAGCUAAAGGCAAAGCCUCCGACCUAUGGAAGCUUGUCUCUAAGCGACCUACACUUGCUCAAACUGUUUGUUACAAAGUGUGUAAAUAUAUUGCUGAGGACUCCAGAUGCACACAACACACGCAGGGUCGAGGAUGCACUUAUGCCAAAAGCCUUGAAGAGGCCACUGUUUGGAACUAUCUUAGAGAGAAAAAAAUGGAUAAGAAUGAGUUAAUCAGACUUUUAACACAGUCUGUCUCAUUAACACCAGAACAUGCAGCUGAAAGCAUGCUCCGGCACUUUUCAGGUGAAUUCAUUGAGGUCUGUAAAGACUGCUUUCAGGAACACCCACAAAAACUAACAACCAAAAGGUGGAAUGAUUUUUGUGCGGCAGACAUAGCACAUGCCUGGAACCCAGUCUUAGUUUAUCACCUAUCAGAGAACAGCAGGAAACAUGUCUACAGUCAGGUGCGCCCGCUUCCCCCAAACUGUCAGUUUACAUAUUGUAGUUAUGUAAUACAAGGGAAGCCCUGCUGGCACACUGCCAGUGAAUGCCAGUCUGCCCAAAGUGAGGUGGAGAUGGCUGUGUGGAAAGCAGAGCAUACCGGGCUCUGUGUUCGGCGUCACCUACUUCAGCUGAGUCAACCAGCGCAGACACAGCCCAGGAAAGUGACCAUGUACUGCAAAGUUUGCCACCUGAGUCUUUCUUCCCCAGAGAGCUUCUAUAAGCACUGCGCCUCUUUGGAACAUGCCCAGUUAGUCGCCCAGGACACCACUACCAGGUGGAGAGGACGCGAGGUGCCACACAACCGGCGAGCUGAGCUUUGGCUUUGUGAGAGACCCCAAACUUGUGAGUACGGCAGUAAGUGCCCAAAAGCUCAUUCUAUGGAAGAGCUGCAGGAAUGGAUGAUGCGUGCUGCAGAAGAGAAGGAGAUCAAACAUAACAUUCAAGCCCAGGGUCUCAUGUCUUAUAAUGAUAUGCUCUUGGAGGAAUACAAAAACAGCAGUAAUGAAGUGUACAUUAUGUCUGAACAUGUUGACGAUGUCAGCAUCUCUUGCGAUGAAGAUUCAACUGUGGAGUGUCAAGAGAUUAAUGCAACACUAAAAUGGAAUUUUCAAAUUGAGACAGAGAGAGAGCUUGUGCAUGUGGCAUUGCUAAAGCAAGAACCAGGAGCUUCGUUCACCCUUGGUGAUGCAGAUUCCGAACCUUGCAUCUACUCAUCAGGUGAACCUUUUCUCAGGGAGGAUGGGACCUAUGACAUUACCCUAUCAUUCACAUCCAUCAACCCAGGCUUGUACAGACAAUGGUUAGUGCUUGAUUUUGACAUGAGACCAGUGCUCUUGAAAAAACUCAAAGUCAGAGUAGGCCAUUCAGUAGUCACUGAACAACCAGCUGUGAGCAGUGGAGCAAGAUUUCAGAGUUGUGAACGUUGGCACAGAGGGAACAGGAUAAUCAUCCCAUGUUCGUCGAGGACAGAAGAACAGGAUGAGUUAUUAAAGAUGUACAAGCCUCCACAGAUUAGUUUCCUGUAUAAAUCCUCCCACAACAUUCAAACACCACUGAAUAAUGAAAACUACAAAGAAAGAAUGCACCAUUUCCUCUACAAUGAAGAAUGUGCAGAAGACCAGGUUGUUUCAAGACUAAAUGUUUGUGGAGAAAUUACAGCACUGGAUACAUUAUACAGUUUGCAGUUUGGUGUGGAGGCUCCUUGGGGGCAACUUUUUGGUGUUGUCUUGAUUCCUUGUCACAUUACACAAGACAGCCCUGAGGGACUGACACUACAACGAAGCAUCCGAUCUGCCCUGAUAGCCCCUUUAACUUCUCGCCCAAACUCUAAAGUCUAUGAAGCAAGCGUGUUGCCAUACAAAACAACUGAGAAUAAACUUUUUUUGCUACUGUCAAAGCAAUGUUGCUUUGAUCUUGCACUAAAAAGAAAUGAAUCAUAUCAAAUGGAGGUGCAAUUCCAGCUGGACCGCCUCAACUACUGCACCAUGCACAGGGCUGUCGAUCUUCUUCCCGAUACAAAGACUGUGCUGCCAGUCCUUAAAAGUUGUGUAAUUCCUGUUGGUAACAUUACCUGUGAAAAUCUCAACACAAAGCAGCAAUUAGCAAUUGAAUUUAUCACAGGGAAUUCUAAUGUCAAAAACUUUGUGGCACCCCUCCUGAUUUAUGGACCUUUUGGAACUGGGAAGACAUUCACCCUUGCAACAGCAGCCAGAGAGCUUUGUAAGGAUCCUCAGAACAAAGUUCUAAUUUGCACCCACACCAACAGUUCAGCAGAUCUAUAUGUCAGAGAACAUUUCCAUCCAAUCAUCAGCAAGAAAAAUGGUGGAAUCAGGCCAAUCAGAAUAAAAGCAAACAAACAAGGGACUGCUUUGCAUGCUACUGAUAGCAUUACUUUGAAAUACUGUCUCCUUUCAGAAGAAGGACAUUAUUUUCUACCACCUACAAAAGCUGCUCUAGAUCAGCACAACAUAAUCAUAACUACCACAACCAUGGCAAGACAUUUUCAUGACCUAAAUCUUCCAGAGGGAUACUUCACCCACAUUCUGAUUGAUGAAGCCUCUCAGAUGCUAGAAUGUGAAGCCCUAAUGGCCCUUGGUCUUGCUGGGUCAAACACAAGAGUUGUUCUAGCAGGAGAUCACAUGCAAAUGGGACCAAAGCUUUUGUCCGUGCCUGACCAUGAUCGUUCCAAUCACACACUCCUCACUCGCUUGUUCCACUAUUAUCAAGGCCAAAACUGUGAUGCUGCUAAGAAAAGCAGAAUCAUUUUGCAUGAAAAUUAUCGCUCAACCAGAGAAAUUGUGGAGUUUGUCGCCACCCAUUUUUACGUUGGUAAAAAUGAUUUCAUCAAAGCUGCUGGAGAUGUUCCAGCUCCUACAAACUGCCAUGCUCUGAAGUUUCACCAUGUCAGGGGAGAGUGCCUCUUGGAGACAGUAUCGAUGUCUUGGUAUAACAACGCAGAGGUGACAGAAGUGGUUGAAGUAGUGAAAGAUAUUCUUAAACACUGGCCAGCAAGCUGGGGUCACAAGGACCAAAGCUCAAUCUGCAUUCUGUCAGAGGGAUUUCAGGUUCCUCGAAUUAGGACAGCACUUUCAAGCAGAAACCUUGCAAACAUCAAAGUUGAGAGACUUGCAAAUGUUCAAGGAAAACAGUUCAGAGCAGUCAUAAUGACAACUGUGCAAACACGUGACAGCCUAAAAACAUCUCACCUGCCUGGUCUGGAGAUGUUCAAUGAUGCCCGUGUUUUAAACACUGCGAUGACAAGGGCUCAAUCCCACGUGGUUGUAAUUGGAGAUGCUGCCGCCCUGUGUUGCUUUGGGAAAUGUUCAGGAAUCUGGAAGAGUUUCAUAAACCACUGCAUCAACAGCAACAGUGUUGCACCACAACAUUUCACUAAAGAGUUCUUUGAACAAGAUAUUAUGGAAACUGUAAAGUUUCAGAAGUUCGAACAUGUGGAUGAGAGCCAUACUCUAGAUGAUGCGAUUCUUAAAGAGCUGAAAGAUGAUUAUGAGCAACUGAAAGCAGAUGAAGACAGUUUGGAAUUUCAGAUGACCUUUUCAAAUCACGAUGGGUCAAGGGCACUAUACAAUUUCACCGAUACUGGCACAGAUCUUUUAAAGAUGUGUAAAAAACAACCGGAGAUUUACAAACAUGGGAAGUUUUUCAGGGAAUCACACAGGAAAGGCUACGUCAUACCAUUUCAUAAUCCGACCAAACAAAUAAGCAUCGUGGGACAGGCAAAUCUUGGUAAGGCCUUUACUGGAGAUCAAGUGGUCCUCCACAAAACAGAAGUUGUAAGCAUCACCAAGAAAGAAGAAUCAGCACGUGUACUUCUGUGCCUGCUUGAGGAUGAAGAUCACAGCAAAUCACGACAGAAUUCUGAAAGCAAAUUUAUCAGAAGGAUGAUGAUACCGAUAAAAAAAUCGGAGCCCAAAAUAUGUAUACUGAUUUUAAAGAAGAAGCGCAACUAUAUGCCAAUAUGGGAGGAAAUUGAUGGAGAAUGGACAGUUGCAACACAAAAGUAUAUUGAUGAAAAUCUAAAACAGAACAGUCUAUUCAAGGUGCAAGUGAUUUGCUGGAACAAAGACAAUUUUUUUCCAUUGGGGUACAUCAUAGAUAUUCUUCCAGUUGGCAGCUCUUUGGAUUCUGGACUAAAGAUCCUGAAUGAAGAAUUCAAAGUUGCAUACCAUCCAUGCAAAUCAGACAAGGCUGUUUACAACACUGAUGAAAACAAUACAAACAGACAGGACUUGCGUAAGAUAAUCACUUUUACUGUGGAUCCUGCAAAAGCAAAGAUCCUGGAUGAUGCUAUCAGCGUCAGGGAACUUGAAGAUCAUUACGAAUUGGGACUCCAUAUUGCUGAUGUGGCAAGUGUUGUGAAGCCAGGUGAUGAUUUAGAUAGGGCUGCAGAACAAAGUGGCACUACCUACUACUGUGCUGAGGAGAAACCUAUUUACAUGUUUCCCCAGGACUUGAGCAUUCAACUCAGUCUGCAAGAAGGUCAAGAUCGCAGGGUGGUCUCACUGAUGUUCAAAGCAGAAAAGGAUACAAAUAAGAUAACAGGAAAACCCAAAUUUCAGCUGUCUACAAUCAACUCUGACAAGCAGCUGUCAUAUUUAGAGGCAGAGGACAUCAUCUCCAAAAGCUAUAAAGAGACCCCCAAAUGUGAUACUGUUGAGCAUUGUGUAACGGUUGCUUAUUGUUUUGCAAAAGCUCAAAGGAAGAUAAGACUUGAAUCUGAUUGGGCUUAUUCUCAAACCGAUGCUGACAGAUUGCCCGGGCAGCGCAAAGCACAUCUGAUGAUUGAAGAGCUUGCUGUGUUAUUUAACCAACAUGCAUCCAAGACUUUGAUCAGCUGUGACAAAACCAGGUAUUCCACACCACUUCGCUGUCAGGCAAAACCAGAUCCUGUAAAGGUAGAAGAAUUCAAAGAGGAAUGUGGAGAAUUUAUACCAUUGUCUUUUCUCGUGCGGCACAAAGUAGACCAUGAACAACAAAGCCCAAAGUGUCAAAACUUUCGCAUACUCCCUGAAGUGUGGAAAGAAAUUGUUGCAGCUACCAGAACAGAUGAUACAGACAAAAUGAUAGAUCUAGUUGCUGCUGACGAAAUCCACCCUCUGGUACAACCAGUCACUCAAAAGUUCAGAAGGUGCUUCAGUAAAGCUUACUUCAUCUGUUCAAAAUCAUCUCCUGAGGCAGAAAUAGGGCAUUAUUCUCUGAACCUAAAGUCUUACACAAAAGCUUCCUCACCAAUACGGCAGUACAUGGAUGUCAUCUUGCAAAGACUCUUGCAUUCUUACAUAUGUAAUACAGAUGUUCAAUACACUAAAUCAAAGAUCAUGGCUUUGUGCAGUCAAUUUCAGGAGAGCCUCAAGAAUGCCGAGAAGUAUGAACAGAAGGCUGAGCAAAUUUCAUAUGCAGUGAGCAUGAAAAAACAAAGUGCUUCAAAGAUAGCCUUUGUUGUUCAUGCAAAUCCUGAAGAAGACAGUUUUGCAGUAGCAUUUCCCUUUAACAAGAACAUAUUUGUUGGGAAUUUGCGAAUUAUGUACAAAGAUUUGCAACUAGACGAUCAACCAUUUUACGAUGAAGAAAAACACAGUGUCACUCUUAAAUGGAAAAGGCGGAUCUAUUCAGCUGAUGCCAUGCAAAUCCACCAAGAGCUGAAAAUGAUGGCAGAUAGUCAUCCUUGCAUUGAGGUUCCAUUGAGAGUAUGGAAAGAUACUAUUGAGGCAAUUGACAAUGGAAAAUUAGAUCAUGCAAAGCGUCUCAUAAUGCAUGCUGAUGCUGAUUUGAAGGAACUGGGAAAACAAACUGUUUUGCCUCAGUCCUCUGAAGGUUACUAUGUUCAGGCUGAAAAGUGUCUCUCUGAGGAGCAAGAAAUACCAGAGAUGCAAACUGAGCAUUUUGUUGACAUCCAACUCGAGUUGCAGCCAGGUGACAUCCUACAGGUCCAAUUGACUUCAAGCAUUAAAAGAGGUUAUCAAAUGCCCACUGUUCAGUUGGUACACAUUAAACCAAAGUUUGAAAUGUGUGUUGACCAUGUCAACAGCCCUAUCACAUGCUUCUCCAGAUUGGCAGAUAUUCCUUCAAGGACUCAUUACAAUGAUACCAAGGAGUAUAUACGGAUCUGGAAACCUUUGUGUGAGAUGGAAUCUGCUGCCAAUGCAGUGAAUGAAAGUGAUAUCAUUAUCAUUGAGAACCUCCAGGUAAAGUUUAACCAAGAGUUGGAAGGCAUACUCAAAGGAAGCUUUUUCUUACCGCUACAAUGGAUCAACGAAUGGGCCAUUGAAUUUAACCUUCGAAACUGCUUUCUGUGCAUACGGAAAAGAGGUCUCAAACUGGAAACUUCAAAUGUGGAAACUUCAAACGUGGAAAAUUCCACCCUGGUAGACCCAAAAGAGUUCACAUGGGUAGCCCAUGGUUUCACAAGUAAUGCAGAAAAAUUAAAAAAUGGUGGAAGUAAAGUGGAGUUCUACAUUAGUCACCUGCCUAUGGAGACCAUUCCUGAAUGUGUUUUUCAGAAAAACACUCAUUUCACUGUUGAAAUCAUUCCAAAACUCAUCCCUGACAUCCGGAAAGAAAAUGCUGUAGUCAACAUUACAUCGGCAUGUGACUUUGUUAAGGCUAUAGCACUAGGGCAGCGCAUUCCAAAAGAGGUUAAAUCAAGCUUAAAUAUUGUGAGGAGAAACAUAAAUGGACUGCCAGAGCUGAACCAGAGCCAGCAUCGUGCAGUAGAUAAAGCUCUAAAUAAUACCUUCACACUGAUACAAGGACCCCCUGGAACUGGAAAAACAGUAGUAGGUGUGUACAUUGUACACAGUUUUUUUGAGCACAACUCUAAAAACAAAAUGAAAUUGGAUGACCCAAAGGAUAAGGAAAAGAAAAAGGUCAUUCUCUACUGUGGGCCAUCCAACAAGUCUGUUGAUGUUGUAGCAGGGUACUUAAUGAGGUUUAAGGACAGCCUAAGGCCCCUCAGGGUUUACAGCCAAGAAGUGGAGAUGCUUGAUUUCCCCUUUCCAGACUGCAAGCUGCAGUUUUCCCAAAGAACCCUUCGCCAAGAUCAUUCCAAACCAGAGCUCAGGGAUAUCACUAUGCAUCACCGCAUGCGUCAGGACCAAAACAUUUAUUCAGUUCAAAUAAGAGACUUUGAUAAACGUAUUAAACUUGCUUUUGAAAAAAAGGGAGAACUGACUGCUGAAGAAGUGAAAGAAUACAAAAACCUUCUCAGAGACGCUCGGGCAUAUGAACUACAACAGCAUGACAUCAUACUGUGCACAUGUACGCAGUCUUCCACCCCAGUCUUGACUAAGACUGUCACUGCACGUCAAAUUCUAAUUGAUGAGUGUGCUAUGGCCACUGAACCCCAGGCCCUGAUUCCACUAGUCUGCAACAAACCAGAAAAGAUUGUUUUGAUUGGGGACCACAAACAGCUACGACCCAUUGUGAGGAACGAAUUUGUGAGGAAGCUUGGAAUGGCCAAGUCUCUGUUUGAGCGCUACUAUACAAUCCAUGAGAAGAGGGCAGUUAUGCUGGACAUCCAGUACAGAAUGCACGAGGACAUAUGUAAGUUCCCAUCAAAUGAAUUUUAUAAUGGAAACCUGAAAACUGGAGUGGAACAGCAGAGGAGUGUCUUUCAAGUUGACCACAAGACAAAACCCAUUGUUUUUGGGGAUGUCAAAGGAAAGACGAUAAGUCUAGUUGUCAACACAGCCCAAGGCAACCAAAACUCUAAAGCUAAUCUUGAAGAGAGAAACAAAGUGAUUACCAUUGCUGAAAAGCUAGUGAAGACUGCCAGAAUUGCACAGCAAAGUAUUGUGAUUUUAUCACCUUAUAAUGCCCAGGUGUCAGAAAUCAGGAAUGAGCUGAAGAAAAAGAAGAUGGAACAAAUCCCAGUUACCACGAUCACAAAAAGUCAAGGAAGUGAAUGGCGUUAUGUCAUCUUAUCUACAGUGUGCUCUCUACCAAAUGAAGAAAUUGAGAAACAACCAGAAAGAAGCUGGCUUUCCAAACAUCUGGGCUUUGUUGGUGAUCCCAAUCAGAUAAAUGUAGCCAUCACCAGGGCCAAGGAGGGACUCUGCAUCAUUGGUGACCAAGAAUUGCUCAUGUGCAGUCCAACUUGGAGACAUCUCUUGAACCACUACACUCUUCACAAUGCAGUGACAGGUGCAGACAAGAUUUCAGUGUGUUCAGCCACCUGAUUGAUUCUGUGCUUUGUGAAGUUUGCAGCAGCAGACCAGAGCUCCUACGGGGAAGCUAGUACAAUUUUAUGAUUUUUUUUUAUGUCAUUAGUUUUCUUCUUUUUUUUCAGUUCUGUUUUUAAGUUUAUAUUGGAAAUAUUUCUUUUAUAACAUUCACCUUACUCAUUUGAAAUAUGAAUAGUAAGUAGGAAAUCCUACAACACUUCAUUACAUGAAUUGCAAAUAUUGAAUUUUGUAUCACAGUGGAUAUUUCAGUUGUGUAUCGCUAGCAGGAGACUUGGCAUGUUAUUAUAGAUCUUUUAAGUUAAUUUAGGUAUACUUGAGCUGUAUGAACUAUCAAAUUGUCAGUAGUUCCUGCUUAUUGAUGAAUUAUUUUGUUUUCUUACCUGAAACCUUGGUUUAGCACUUAAACAGCCUCACCAUUCAGUGAGCCUGUCACUGUUUUUAAGGAAAUAUUAUAAUAUUGCUUUUUUUUUUAAUUUUACAUUUUUUUAUAUUGUAUCUUCAGGGAUCAGCUUUAGCUGGAAUUUUGGACCAAAAUCCUGGUUGUUUGUUGUAUUGUUGUAUGUAUUGACAUGUGUAAAUUAUAAGUUUGAAUUUAAAUGAUAUUGCUCCUUUAUACCAUGUUUCACAUUGAACUCUGUCUUCAAAUAUAUAGUGUAAUAGUAAUAAUGCUCUCAAAUUGAUCAAUAUUCACUGUGGGUUUUGUCUUUGAUUGGCUAAUGAACUGUAUUGAAUAAAUAAUUAAUAAACUGCUCAAAAAAAUGUAAACACAUCCAAACUCAA